UCUACUUUUCUUUCUUUCUUUCUCUGGAAAACCUUAGUAGAUUUCCAAUAUUGGAAAUAAGUACACAAUCUCUGCUUUUAAUUACUCCACAAAUUAGAAAAAGAGAAUUAGGUGGAUGAUUUGAGAUGUUGGAAUUGGAUUAUGCUGGAAUCGUAGAAUUUGGUUGAGAAAUAAGAUUUAAGGUCUUUUCUUCUGAGAUGUUUGAUUGGAACGAAGAAGAGGAGGUAACCUUAUUAAUAUCAGUGAACCAACUUACACGUGUAGUAUGGGGUGAAGCCAGUGAAAACAGUGACCAUAUCGUACCUUAUGCCAAGGAAGGUGAUGCGAAACCAUCUAUUCAGUGUGGCACUCAAAGAAAGAAGCCGCAGAGUAACGAAGACAGCCCUGAUAAGCAUGUUGAGCAGAAUAAGCCAGGAGAUUGCCAUGACUCCUCUGGAUCUAAAUUGGAAGGCAGUUCCCAGUUCAACACAGAUGGACUUACAGAUCUUGAAAUGGACUGGCCCAAUUCACCUUUACCUAUUGCUGCAUGUGCAGAUACUGGUGGGUUAGAUAAUGGUACUCGGCUGUUCGCGAAUGAGCAUGAAGAAAACGAGCACGUUGGUUUUCUUGAUUAUAGUUGGGCUAACAAUGGAACCUUUGACGAUCUUGAUAAAAUACUUAGAGAUGAUGACCCGAUAUAUGGGCAUGAAACUCUUGGUGAUGCAGCUGAGCUCUGGUCAUCUUCUGCUGAUGUACUUAGCAGCCCAAACAACUGUGUUCCUACACCUGGUAGCUCUCAAAACAUGGAUUUAGGUGCAUCGAUGAAUACAUUUGAGGAGUGUAAAGUGAAAGUGCGACAUCCAGAAGAUACAGAACUCCCUUGUGGUGGUGAGAAGACGAGUGACUCGGUGACUCGUUUACUUAUAGACGUCGACCCAAGAAAGGAUAAGUCUAUUGGACCAGGUUCCAAAUUUCUUAUCCCAGCAGUUGAAAAGACAGAUACCAAGAUGGUUGAGAGGAUGCUCUCAGACUCUACUGGUGAAACUAGUGCAACCCGAAAUGAAGUUUCCAGUAAGGUAACUGGGAAAAGAGAGCCAUGGAUGCGUCCUAAAACUGGAAAUGAAAGAGAAAUUAAGUGUCAAAAUGUGUGUGGAGCAUGGCCGCUCAAUGGAAACAAAUUUCAACAAAUUGGGAACCAAUUUCAAACGUCAUCUUUUCAAACCUUUCCACGUGCAGUCCCCGGUCUACCUCAGCCUUUCAUGUAUGUGCAGACUUCUCAUCCAUAUAUGCCGACAGGACAUGGAAACUCUACAAACUACUAUGUGCCCAUGCUGCCACACGUUAGUUCCGAGAGGGGUAAUGAUCAUUCAGCCCUUCACGGUUAUAGAUUUCCUGAAGUAGUGUCAACAAAGAUGGCUAGUCCCUCAAAGAAGCUUCCCGUUGUCCUCUCAAGACAAACGACCAUGACUCCUCAGGAAAAAAUAGAAAAGCUAAGACGGCGGCAGCAAUUGCAAGCAGUGCUUGCUAUUCAGGGUCAACAACAGCAGUUGGGUCCUCAGUUCACUUGUACUGAUUCUGACACUCAAAGGUGCGUUCAUGCUAAUUGAAGUCAAGACACUGGAGGAAAAAUUAAACUUGUUGGUUCAUUUGAGUCAGAUUGGCCCAUUCAACAAGAUGAUUCCGUAGCUAUGAUAGCUGACGACUGCUCACUGAAACAACGGGUGCUCGAUCAGCUUCAAGAUGUUAUUGGAAAGUUGGAUAUGAGCACAAGAUUUCGUAUUCGUGAUAGCCUGUUUCGGUUGGCUCAAAGUGCAAUACAAAGACAUAGUUCCGAAGAUACAGGCAGCACAAGCAGUUUUAUGGUUGAAGAUGAAUUCGUAAUUAAAAAAGAAGUAGAAGGCGCCAACAGGUCGACAAAUGUACCAGAAGCAGAAAACUAGACCAAUCCUAUAGAUCGGACGGUGUCUCAUUUGCUAUUUCGUAAACCCUUGAGAUCUUCGUCAACAUUGUCAGUUAGUUCAACAGAUAAACAAAUAGCAUCAACACCUUGUAACGUGAGUCGAUUUCAAAGCAGUACUUGCAAAACUAAACUUGAGAACAUAUCCAAUAACGAAGAUGAAGGUGGAAAGGUGGGAGUUGAUGCAGCCUUACAAAAAAGAAACGCUUCUGAUUAUAAUAUAUAAAAUUAAGGGUAAUUCCUUCCUUUUAUCUCUUCCCCUACUCUCAGCUCCUGUAACUUCUUUCUUUUGUCCAAAUUUCUGGUAAUAGUUCUUUUCGUUUCAACUAUCUGGAUCUUGAUCAAGCUUUCUGUAGUAAAUAGGUAGCACCGUUAAGUCGCCUAGUUUUAUCUCUCUCGAUGCAAGCGCUGAUAUAGUUGAGUUUGCCGAGUGCUUAUGUUCUUAAAUAAAGAAAAUUAAAUUUUGUUGCUGGACCACCCACGUGUAUGCGUAACUCCUUAAUCUCUGAUUGUUGUAAUUACUACGUUAAUACUGUAUAUCAAAAAUUUAGAGCUCUCUUGUCCA
Molecule: messenger RNA, 2501 nt
Organism: Papaver somniferum (opium poppy)
Lineage: Eukaryota; Viridiplantae; Streptophyta; Magnoliopsida; Ranunculales; Papaveraceae
Exons: 8
Coding region: 198-1586 (462 amino acids)
Biological process (GO): circadian rhythm; regulation of DNA-templated transcription
Source: RefSeq, a predicted model, not a curated record